Messenger RNA from Monomorium pharaonis (pharaoh ant), 1359 nucleotides. RefSeq lists its product as uncharacterized. The record is from RefSeq and is a predicted model, not a curated record. The transcript is spliced from 3 exons. The coding region runs from base 1 to 1359 and encodes 452 amino acids. NCBI's taxonomy places the organism in Eukaryota, Metazoa, Arthropoda, Insecta, Hymenoptera, Formicidae.
AUGGCCACCCAAUCGGUGGCGCUCACCAUCGGGUCGCGGGAUCGCAGCGCGCGCCUGCAUCUGCCGUCAGCUUUGGUGCUGCCUCGUCUCACCUCGCUCCUCCCGGCGCGCAGAGUGCAGCGGCACCCUUGGCCGCACAUAGCUGGGUUGACGCUCGCCGAUCCGGACUAUGAUCAGCCCGCCCCGGUGGAUGCUAUUCUCGAUGCCGAUGUGUACGGCGCCCUUCUUCGAGAGGGACUACGUUCGGGACCUAGCGGCGCCCCUUCGGCCCAGGCUACAGCCCUGGGCUGGGUUCUCAUGGGUCAAGCCUCUACUUCAUCAGAAGUGCGCAAUCGAUCGGGCGUCUCUUUGUUCCACCUGUCCGCCUCCUGGGCCGAGGUGGAUCGCGCUCUUCAGCGGUUCUGGCAGCUUGAGGAACUAUCGAAGGAACCUGCUGCCUCGCCGGAAAAUCUCCAUUGCGAGAGUCAGUUUGCUGCUACGCAUGCCCGCGACUCGCGGGGCAGGUAUUUAGUGCGGCUGCCCAGACGCAACGAUCCAGGCGUUUGUCUGGGCUACAACCGCGGGGAAGCUCUCGGUAUGCUCACCAGUCUGGAGCGACGGCUGACACGCAACCCGACGCUGCGGGAGCAGUACGUGAGUUUUAUGGCUGAGUACCAACUGCUCGGUCACAUGGCAGUGAUUCCGGCUCCGGAGAUUCACCGACCCGGCGCGCGGCGUCUACUAUCUACUGCACCACGCUGUCUUCAAAGGAUCGGACUUGACCAGCAAGAUACGCGUGGUCUUCAACGCGUCGUCCCGGCCAAAGCUGCAAUCCGAGCUCUAGGCGAUUCUGUCGCGCUGGCGCUUUUUCAGGUUCGUCUUUACGACGGACAUCGUAAAGAUGUUCCGUCAGAUCUUGGUACACCCAAAGGACACGGACUUGCAGCGCAUCCUGUGCUGGCCGAGGAUGAGGGAUCCAUAUUUCCCCUCGGUGCAGAGGCCCUAAGGUCGCACUCCUACGUCGACGACAUCCUGGCGGGUGGUCACACCCUCGAAGAAGCCAUGGAGACGAGACGUCAGACGGAAGCAAUCCUUGCCGCCGGUCGAUUCGAUUUGAGCAAGUGGGCAGCCAACAUACCCAAGCUGUGCCCUGUUGAGAAGUCCAACGACAAGCUCUUCUAUGACCGAGACGGGGUCAGUACCCUGGGAGUUCUGUGGAGUCCUCCCGACAACAGCUUCGCCCUGCGGGUGGUCUCCACCUUAAACUCGGGCAUCUGCACUAAACGGACCGUUCUGUCGGACGUGGCUCGCUUCUUCGACCCUCUUAGCUGGGCCGCUCCAGUCCUGAUCUUUGGUAAGGUUUUUAUUCAGGAUCUGUAG